Tuber aestivum (summer truffle) is the source of this 1756-nucleotide messenger RNA. NCBI's taxonomy places the organism in Eukaryota, Fungi, Ascomycota, Pezizomycetes, Pezizales, Tuberaceae. The record is from the annotation of a GenBank genome assembly.
AUGACCGGACGUGCAGUAUUUUCCAUCCUUUCUCUCCUCCCAUUGCUCGCAUCAGGAUUCAACAUCCCAGCUAUAGGUGUUCCGGUGACUCGCUCUCAGCAACACAGACUACAUUCCCAUAACGAAGCAGAGUCUGUUUCCACCACGGAAUGGGGGGCGGAGUGCAUAUCGCGAGUUGUUCCCAUCACUUUGGAACAGACCAGCGAUAGGACGUAUAGUAGUGAUGGCGAUGCAUACGACAUCGGCCUUUUCCAUGCUCUCGCAAAGAAGAAGAUCCUGGUGACCGGGACGUACGAAAUUAAUACUCGUCUCUGCACCCCAAGCUCCAAGCAUCAGGUUUCCGGUCGACGCGCGGACACUAUUCAAUUUCUUAUUCAUGGUGCUACGUAUAAUUCCAUAAUGUGGUAUGUGCAUUCACCCCUCCUUAUCAUAACCUAUCCCGUCCUAUCGAACCCCUUCCCCCCCUCCUCUUAUCCUUAUCCUUAUCCAUGCAUUACUCAGCUAAUAGCUGUAACCCCCAUGCAUAGGGACUGGCCGCUUGAAAGUGAAACAUACAGCUGGACCAGAAAAAUGAACGAGGAAGGGUGGGCUACGUUUACCUGGGAUCUAAUUGGUAUUGUUUUCUCAUCUUCCCGGAUACGGAUACGUGCUGCUAGUGAAAAUUACUAACCAGGAGUCCGCAGGAGCCGGCAAUAGUACUCGCCCGGACGGUCUAGUCGAAGCGCAAGUGCAGAGCCACGUAGAAACCGCUCACCAGAUUAUCCAGCAGCUCAGAUCCGGGAUUAUCGGGGGCAAGAAAUGGGGACACGUUGUUUCGGCCGGCUUCUCUAUCGGCAGUGCGACCUUGAACUCGCUCGUGGACCAGUAUCCAGAAGACGCCGAUGCCAUAAUUCUCUACGGUUUUACCCACAAUGCUCUCUGGGUAUACCCAGGCUUCCUCGCUGGCCUUCAAGCCUCCGCUAAUCAAAUUGACCCGGAGAAAUGGGGUGACAUCCCAUCCACGUACCAAUCCACCUCGACUUUGGAAUCGCGGGUGGUCGCCUGCUACGCAGGCAAGUAUGACCAUGAGCAAUUGGUGUAUGACCACGAACACCGAGACUUCGACUCUUUGGGUGCCGCCAUCACGCUUGUAUUGCACAUGCUUGACGCCCCACAGUACAAGGGUCAUGUUAUGGUUGCGAACGGAGAUGGUAAGUCUACUCGCCAUCCCUCCACCCCCCCCCCCCUCCUCCUCCAUUUCCCUUUCCCUAGUGUGUUCCAUGGCUUUGGCAACCAUCCGGUCUUUCAUCUUUGAAACGGGUGUUUACUUACUCCAUUUAUUCUACCAGAGGAUGCUACUUUCUGUGGUCUUCAUUGCGGGGACAGCCCUGCCCUUGUCUACGAUUACAUCCCUAAGGCUGCCAGCUACGAUAUCAAGGUUUACCCGAAGACUGGCCAUCAAGUACUAUUCCACCACUCAGGUCCUCAGUUCAUGCAAGAUGCCAUCAGGUUCUUGGCAAAGAGUGGUUUUUAGGCUACACCAGCCACAAGCAAGCGCCAGUGACACCUAAACUGUGUUACCAUAAUCGCUUAGUGGAUACCGGAAUUACCACCUGGAAACUAGGCGAACUUUUGAAGGUUUUUUUUUCUAUGUAGCCAGGAAAAAAAAUUUGUCAACCUGUGGUACAAAGGCCGAGGGAGUAUGUAUGAAAGAUGCUUUAUUCGGCUUUCUUGUUUCUCAGCGGUAGUGUUUUGCUCUCUCUUUUUGUUCUACGAU